AUGAAGAACGAGGAUGACAACUCCUCGUCACUUGAUAGUUCAGACGAAGAUGUUCCAAGAGGAGACGAUGCUGAACGCGUUUGGUCUAGUGAUAUCGAGCAAUCUUUUCAAGAAGCGCUAGCCAUUUAUCCACCGUGUGGCCGCCGCAAAAUUAUCCUUUCUGACGAGGGUAAAAUGUACGGUCGGAAUGAAUUGAUUGCUCGUUAUAUCAAGUUGAGAACAGGCAAACAUAGGUCCAGAAAACAGGUGUCUAGUCACAUACAGGUCUUAGCAAGAAAAAAGGCUAGAGAAAUAAAAAAUAAUUUAAAAACGACGGAUAAUCCAUCAAAUCGAGAAAUUGCUUUGCAAGCUAUUGCGACUAUGUCGUCAGCACAGAUUGUGUCGGCAUCAGCUUUGUUUAGUAAUUUAGUGUCAACUAAGCCAACGUUAUCAACGUCAGGCGCAAAGGCUACAGCACAGCCAGUUAAUGCAUCUGGCCAACAGCCCAUGGAAAUUGCUGCACCAUCUUCUGAACUUUAUCCUAAUCAACCAUUAACAACGGUGGAGAAUCCAACAAGUCUGGAGCAAUCACCGGCCAUGUACGUAACAGUGUUAGCUAUCAAUAUAAAGCUGCAAGAAUUUUCUGCCUUUCUUACAUCGAAAAUCGAAUCGGAACCUCGCAAACAUCAUUUUGUACGUAUUGGUCAAUCAAACGACUUAAAAAAUAUAGAGUCAAUAGACAUCCAACAAAUUCUCGAUAAAUUUCCUGAUGGUCAAAACGGAUUAAAAGAUCUAUAUUCUAAAGGACCUCCAGAUGCGUUCUACCUGGUUAAAUUUUGGGGCGAUAUGAAUAUAACGAUUCCAGAAGAAGGGGCAUUUUAUGGUGUUUCCUCUUGUUAUGAAAGUGAAAAGCAGAUGAAGAUUCUAAUAUCAUCGAAAGUUUGCUCAUUUGGUAAACAAGUAGUUGAAAAAGUUGAGGGUGAACAUGGAUCAUAUGAAAAUGGAAAAUAUGUAUAUCAGGCUACAGAUUCCCCUUGGUGCGAUUAUUUGAUAACGUUCAUAGGAAAAUUACGUAGCCUUCCUGAAAAGUAUAUGAUGAAUAGUGUCCUUGAAAAUUUUACUGUAUUACAGGUUGUAAUUAACCAAGAAACGAAAGAGACUUUAUUAUGCAUCGCGUACAUUUUUGAAGUAUCAAGCGGUGAUCAUGGUACUCAACAUCGUGUUUACCGGCUUGUCAUGGGAUAA
Messenger RNA from Trichoplax adhaerens, 1224 nucleotides. RefSeq lists its product as uncharacterized. Gene Ontology annotation, biological process: regulation of transcription by RNA polymerase II; embryonic organ development; hippo signaling. The transcript has 11 exons. Gene Ontology annotation, cellular component: transcription regulator complex. The record is from RefSeq and is a predicted model, not a curated record. NCBI's taxonomy places the organism in Eukaryota, Metazoa, Placozoa, Uniplacotomia, Trichoplacea, Trichoplacidae. The coding region runs from base 1 to 1224 and encodes 407 amino acids. Gene Ontology annotation, molecular function: DNA-binding transcription factor activity, RNA polymerase II-specific; RNA polymerase II cis-regulatory region sequence-specific DNA binding.